AUGGCUGCACUGUACGACCCGACCACGCAGAACAACGUCCAGGACCCGCACACGACCUUGACCACCAUCUCGCCCGUCGACGGCUCGCCCCUCGUUACCCGCCCGUACCCGACCUCGACCGCCCAGCUCGACCACCACCUCGAGCAGGCGCACCAUGCUCACCGUCAGUGGCGCAACGUCCCGCUCGCCGACCGCAUCAAGCUCGUCACCGCCGCCGUCGACCACCUCGCCUCGCGCGCCCUCGACCUCGGCCCCGAACUGACGAGCCAGAUGGGCAGGCCAAAGCGCUACACGGCCGCCGAGAUUGCCACGUUCAAGGACCGCGCUCAGUGGCUCCUCGCCCACGCCGACAAGGCCCUCAAGGACGAGAACGUCGACGAGGGCAGGCCCGAGGGCUUCACCCGCAUCAUCCGCCGCACCCCGGUCGGCGUCUGCCUCCUCGUCGGCGCGUGGAACGUGCACAUGAUCACGGUCAACGCCCUCAUCCCGGCCCUGCUCGCCGGCAACUCGGUCCUCCUCAAGCCGUCGCCGCAGACCCCUCUCGUCGCCGAGCGCAUUCAGGAAUCGUUCGAGGCGGCCGGCCUGCCCGCCAACCUCCUCCAGACGCUCCACCUCACGCCGUCCCAGAUGGACUACGUCGUCGGGCACCCGCUCGUGCCGUUCGUCUCGUUCACGGGCAGCGUCGCCAACGGCAAGCGUGUCGAGAAGACGGCCGCCGACGCGGCCGACAAGGGCCACGGGUUCAAGAUGGUCGGCCUCGAGCUCGGCGGCAAGGACGCGGCGUACGUGAGGGAGGACUGCGACCCGGCCUACGCCGCCGAGAACAUUGUCGAUGGCGCCAUGUUCAACUCGGGCCAGUCGUGCUGUGCCGUUGAGCGCGUCUACGUGCACGAGAGCGUCUACGACCGGUUCGUCGAGGAGGCGGUCAAGGUCGUCAAAGACUACAAGCUCGGCGACCCUCGCGACGAGGAAACGACGCUCGGGCCCGUCAUCUCGCUCCGCUCGGCCGCCAUGAUUCGCGAGCACAUCUCCGAAGCCGUGUCCAAGGGCGCCAAGGCGCUCAUCGACGAGUCGCUGUUCCCGCUCGCCAAGGAGGGCACGACGUACGUCGCGCCGCAGGUCCUCGUCGACGUCGACCACGGCAUGAAGGUCAUGAGCGAUGAGACGUUCGGCCCCGUCAUGGGCAUCAUGAAGGUCAAGGACGACGCUGAGGCGCUCAAGCUCAUCAACGACUCGCCGUUCGGCUUGACGGCGUCGAUCUGGACCAAGGACACGUCGGCGUACUACGAGCUCGUCGACGACGUCGACGCCGGGACCGUCUACAUGAACCGCUGCGACUACCUCGAACCCGCAUUGUGCUGGACCGGCUUCAAGGACAGCGGGCGCGGCAUCUCGCUCUCUCGUUACGGCUUUGACGCCGUCACCAAGGCCAAGAGUCUGCACCUGCGCAACGUCUGA
Rhodotorula graminis WP1 is the source of this 1458-nucleotide messenger RNA. RefSeq lists its product as uncharacterized. Gene Ontology annotation, molecular function: aldehyde dehydrogenase (NAD+) activity. The transcript has 9 exons. The coding region runs from base 1 to 1458 and encodes 485 amino acids. The record is from RefSeq and is a predicted model, not a curated record. Lineage: Eukaryota; Fungi; Basidiomycota; Microbotryomycetes; Sporidiobolales; Sporidiobolaceae.